Dentiscutata erythropus is the source of this 480-nucleotide messenger RNA. Lineage: Eukaryota; Fungi; Glomeromycota; Glomeromycetes; Diversisporales; Gigasporaceae. The record is from the annotation of a GenBank genome assembly.
AUGGAAGAUGAUGUUAUUUUCACUGUAAAAUGGGAACUAAAUAUAAUGGAAAAUACUCCAGUAGGUGAUAUCGAGAUGAAAAAAAUCCAAUUUAAUUUCGACAAAAACAUCAAAUGUCAAAUUCAGCCAGAAAUAAGAAUAAGCUCCAUGGAAAUUACUGAUGCAACAAAAGAUACUAUCGAAAUUAGAGCAUUAGCUACUAUUACUAAUCCAUCAAAUAUUGAAAUUGAUCUUGGUAGUAAUGUCAAAUUUUAUCUUAUUUCUGACCAAAAUAUUAAAAUUGCAAAUUUGAUAAUAGAAAACUUUAAACUAGGACGUGAAAAUAGAGACGUUAUUGUUAAACUAAAAUAUUUGCCAGAUAAAGAUUCUGGAUAUAAAAUUAUAGACAACUAUUUAAAUAGAAGAAUUAGUUCAUUAUCUAUUAAAGCAACUAAUAAAACGACUUCAAUAUAUCCUUACAAAAAGUUUUUGAAACUUUAA